This is a messenger RNA of Grammomys surdaster, 775 nucleotides long. RefSeq names its product ferritin heavy chain like 17 (gene Fthl17). Gene Ontology annotation, biological process: iron ion transport; intracellular iron ion homeostasis. Gene Ontology annotation, cellular component: cytoplasm. Bases 100 to 648 code for a protein of 182 amino acids. Gene Ontology annotation, molecular function: ferric iron binding; ferrous iron binding. The record is from RefSeq and is a predicted model, not a curated record. Lineage: Eukaryota; Metazoa; Chordata; Mammalia; Rodentia; Muridae. The transcript has a single exon.
UGACUGAGACUCCUGCCGCCACUUUCGCCACUUUCGCCAGCUCCUCAGCUCACAAAAGGUCAGGCGCUGCCUUCCUGCUUCAGCCGACUUUGUACUGCCAUGGCCGCUUCUGUUUCACAGCUUGAACAGACUUACCUGUCGGAGUCUAAUGCUGCCCUCAACUCUCAGAUCCAGUUGCAGCUGUAUGGCAGUUACAUCUACCUCUCCAUGGCCUCGUUCUGCAAUAAAGAGGAGGUGGCCCUGGGGUCGUUCGCGCUCUUCUUCCUGCGUCAGUCCCAGAAGUGGAUGGAACGCACCGAGAUGAUCUUCAACCUGCUGACCGAGCGCCAGGGCUCCCUAACCCUCGGGAGAAUUGCCAAUCAAGACCGCCAGGACUGGCUGGAUGGCCUCAUGGCCAUGGAGUGCGCUUUCCAUCUGGAGAAGACAAUCAACCAGAGCCUUCUGCAGCUGUACAACCUGGCUAGCAACAAAGGCGACCUCUACCUGUGCAACUUCUUGAAGUGCCAUUUUCUGCCACAGCAGGUAGAAAUCCUCAAGGAGAUGGGUGGCUACUUGACCAACCUUCGCCGGCUGGGGGCUCCAGAAAAUAACAACGCCGAGAAGCUCUUCGACCAACUCACCAUGGCAAACAGCAUCAAGGAGAACUGAAGUGGGACUAUCCCCGCUAAGGGUGGGGUCUUCCUCAGCUCUUCAGGCAAGAUGCUCACAUUAUAUUUCUAGAAACUUCCCUAGUCUUUCUGUUUGGCAUUCUAUGCAAUAAAUUUGUUUCUAAGCA